AUGGUGGCGGCCAGUGUUGGUGGCGGAGGAGGUGGCGACAGAAGUGACAGGCACCGAAGCGACGACCCUUGUCUGCAGCCGAAGCGCAGAGCCGGCCCUAAGAGCUGUUCCGAGACGGCCCGAGGCCCCGCCCCGCCCGCUCCGGCACGCCCCGUCCCCGCCGCCACUCCCCGCGUGACCGGCCGCGAUCCCAGACGCCGGGACCGCCCGCCGGACGGACGAAUCCCCUGCUGCGAGCCAGGGGAGGUCCCUGAGCGGCUCCUCGCCAAGGAGACCAAGGAAUCUUCAAAACUCCAUCCCAAAACUAUUUGGUUCCUGGUGCCAUCAAUGCUGCCCAAACCUGGUAUCUAUUACUUCCCCUGGGAAGUCAGUGAUGGCCAAGUUCCUGAUGGAAGCACACUGCGAACGUUUGGCAGGUUGUGCCUCUACGACAUGGCACGCUCCCUUGUGACCCUGACUGCGCAGCACAGAUCCGAACAGUGUCAGCUGCACGUCUGCACCAAGCUGGUGGAGCCCUUUGAACCACACGUGGACUUUCUGUACAUGGUUCUUGGGGAGCUGGAGCAUGAUGAGGAUGGAGGUUCUGUGGUGAAGGCCCGACUGCUCACCUGUGUGGAGGGGAUGGAUCUGUCCAUGUUAGAAAAAGCCAUCUUGGAGCAGAGGCUGUACCUGCAAAAGAAGCAGCAGCCAAUAGGAGACACCAACACCUUGCCACCCCCUCCACCUGCUCCUCAUUCCCAGUGACAGCCUUCAUCUGGAACCAGAGAGCAGAAAGCAGCGGCAGGGGUGGGGGUACCCCUUUCCUGGACUCUAGACUGACCUGUGAAUGAACCCCCACCCCAAGCCGGCCAUGGUGGCCCAUGCCUGUAACCCCAGCGCUAGGGAGGCAGAGUCAAGAGGAUCGGAGUUUAAGGCCAAUCUGAGCUACAUGAGACCCUAUCUCUAAAAUAAAUAAAAAAUAUAUAAAUAAAUAUC
Molecule: messenger RNA, 975 nt
Organism: Peromyscus californicus insignis
Lineage: Eukaryota; Metazoa; Chordata; Mammalia; Rodentia; Cricetidae
Gene: Ten1
Product: TEN1 subunit of CST complex
Exons: 4
Coding region: 1-744 (247 amino acids)
Biological process (GO): negative regulation of telomere maintenance via telomerase
Cellular component (GO): CST complex
Molecular function (GO): telomerase inhibitor activity; telomeric repeat DNA binding; single-stranded DNA binding
Source: RefSeq, a predicted model, not a curated record